Messenger RNA from Esox lucius (northern pike), 3713 nucleotides. It is a transcript of the gene zc3h7a, whose product is annotated as zinc finger CCCH-type containing 7A. Gene Ontology annotation, biological process: miRNA processing. The record is from RefSeq and is a predicted model, not a curated record. The coding region runs from base 157 to 3171 and encodes 1004 amino acids. NCBI's taxonomy places the organism in Eukaryota, Metazoa, Chordata, Actinopteri, Esociformes, Esocidae. The transcript is spliced from 23 exons. Gene Ontology annotation, molecular function: protein binding; metal ion binding; miRNA binding.
GACAAGACGACAUUGUGAUUCACGUCCACAAUUCCAGAAAGUACUGAAUCUGGCUGGGGGAAUAUAUCACAAAUGUUGAGCCGUACUGAUUUAGGUGUGGACAUUUGUACGUCAAACUUUUCGUAACGGGAACAGGACCUAAAGAAACAGUGGAACAUGUCAAUCCUGUGUCAGAACCGAAGCAGUCGCUGGCAGGAUAUCCAGAAUGGGCUGCAGUUUAUCCAGUCGACUCUGCCCUUUCCUGGGAAUCAGGAACAAUAUGAGGUGUUCAUUCUGGACCUUGUAUCGAAUCUGUUUGGUGAAGGAAACGACAUAUUCAAUGAAGGGGAAUGGACAAGAGCAAUAGAAAUGUACACGGAGGCCUUGAGUAUAGCAGAAUAUGCAAACUCGGAAGACAUUACUGUGUCUACAGUACUGUUGGAAAAGUUAUAUGCCAAUCGAGCUGCUGCUUACUUAAACAUUGUUCCAGGUCUGCAUGACGAGGCCCUAGCAGACUGUGAAAAUGCUCUACAGUUGAAUGAGGGAAACCAUAGAGCACUUUAUAGGAAAGCCAGAGCCUUGAAAGAAUUGGGGAGGCAUAAAGAGGCCUAUGAUGCGGUAGCAAAGUGCUCACUUGCUGUGCCUCAGGAUCCUAGUGUCAUUCAGUUGACCCAGGACCUAGCCAAACUGUUGGGGUUGAAAAUACGUAAAGCUUAUGUCAGGAGUAAGCCAGCCUUAAAUGUUUUGUCUGGAUCAAGUUAUUCAGGGGCAUCCAAUGAGAAGUCUCAUGGAUCUACAUCUGUGGAAGAUAUAGAAAUGGAAGUGAAUCCGGUCCCCAUGGAUAACAGCGGCUCAGCCCUCCCAAACACAGGGCCAGUGAUGGUCAUGAAGGUGCACCCCUCUCAGAAUGAGAGAAUUGAUGCUGAAUCGCCCUCCGUCUGCAUCAUCCCUUCAGUCUCGCCUGUUGAGGUUCAUACCCCAGAGCCCGUCCACGUACCCAUGCCUACGCCCAUUUCAAAGCCGAUGCCCUUGCCUACGUUGGUCAAUGGUGCCAGAGCCAGUCCUACCCAGUCCUACCAUGUGCCAAUGCAAGAGUCUCGUCUGGACUUUGAUGCAGAAAUCAUUGGCGAUGACCUGGAUGAUCUUCUGGACCAAGCAGGCAAUGUCCCUACGGACUCUCCCAUGGUCAUUCCCACCAUGAAGGGGCCCAUCCCUUUACCAACCAGUGCCCCCUCGAAUCUGCCCCCUCACUUCCACAUGCCCUCUCACGUGAACCACUUCAUGCACAUGUUACCACGGUGCACUGUGAACCUGCCUCCUCCCUACCACGAGCCCCAAGCCGGUGCCUACUCGCUAGGCCUGGACACCUUCGGGGUUUCCUCACCACUGGAUUCACUGGACAGCCUCAGCCUAUCAGAGCAUCAGACAGGUAUGCAGGGACAUGCAUACAGCCAGUUUAACGGAUAUGGUCAACAUCCGUUCAUGCAGUUGAGCAGUGAUAAGCCAAUGGGAAUGGCCUUGGGCAUGCCGGAUGUAACGCCAGCCCCUCCAGCAGUGGAUCUGACCAACAAUCCCCUCGCUGAAACCCAUGAAUUCAAACAGGCAUGCUCAAACUGCUACGUCAAAACCGGGCAUGGAGUGUUGGAUUUCACACUCUAUUCCAAAGACCACAAAUGCAAAAAGGACAUAUUACUUGGAAGGAUCAAGAAUCAACUGGAAAAAUCAUGGAAACCGAUCAGACCCAGGCCGACAAAAUCCCAGUAUGUAGGGCCUUACUAUAUCUGCAAAGACGUGUCCAUGGGGGAGGUGUGUAGGUACCCCGGUCACUGCACGUUUGCCUACUGUCAAGAGGAGAUCGACGUGUGGAGCCUGGAGCGCAAAGGCUUCAUCUGCAGAGAUCUGCUCUUCGAUCCCUUUGGGUCCAGUAGUAAAAUGCAUUUGACUGUCCCAAAGAUUCUGCAGGAGCAUCACGGGAUAUUCAUGUUCCUCUGCGGGGUGUGUUUUGAUCACAAACCCAGAAUAAUCAGCAAAACCAAUAAGGACGACCCAUCUCUUUGCUCUCACUCUGUAACAAAGCAUGCCUUUGAAGAACACAAGUGUCUGGUCCACGUUCUGAAGGAGAACACUGUGUGCUACUCCAAAAUCCGUCCCUACAGUCCGCAGAACCAAAUGGACAUCUGCCGACAUGAGGUGCGCUACGGCUGCGUGCGUGAGGAUGAGUGCUUUUAUGCCCACAGCCUGAUUGAGCUGAAAGUGUGGCUGAUGCAGCACCAGCUAGGCAUCACACCUGAAAAUAUUGUCCAGGAGGCAAACAGGUUUUGGAACACUGAGGCGAGCUCCCAAGGAACUCCGCAAUUCCCCACAACACUGAAGAAGUUUGGACCCCCAAAUCUGAAGAUGCAGUUUGUCUGUGGACAGUGUUGGAGGAACGGACAACUUAGUGAGGCAGACAAGAACAAGAAGUACUGCACUGCCAAAGCCAGGCAUUCCUGGUCGAAAGACAAACGAGUGGUGUUGGUGAGUUCCAUUGAACGCAAGAAAUGGACCUCAAUUCGCCCUCUCCCAACAAAGAAGCCCAUCCCUUCUCAAUUUGAAAUUUGCAUGCAUGUGUCUGCUGGCAAAAAGUGCCAGUACAUCGGGAACUGCACGUUUGCCCACAGCACAGAGGAAAAGGACCUGUGGACAUACAUGAAGGACAACAACAUUGUAGACAUGGAGCAGCUUUAUGAGCACUGGCUGCAGUCCCAAAAGCCAGGCUGGAGUGAGGAGGCUUCCAACAGUGCUGUCAAAGAUAACACAAAGCACAUCCACAUGCCCACAGACUAUGCGGAGGAAGUGGCUGGCAAUCACUGUUGGCUGUGUGGUAAGAACUCCAACAGUGACAAACAGUGGCAGCAGCACAUCACUUCAGAGAAACAUAAAGAGAAGGUAUUCAACUCUGAAGAUGAUCAGAACUGCUGGCAGUAUCGCUUUCCCACUGGCACCUUCAGAGUAUGCGAGAGAUACCUUAAAGGCACUUGCACGGAGGAGGAGACGUGUAAGCUGGCUCAUGGAAAUGAGGAACUGAAAGAAUGGAAGGAGCGCAGGGAGUUCCUUUUGAUGAAACUAGCCAAAGCAAGAAAAGACCAUCUCAUAGCCCCAAAUGACAAUGACUUUGGCAAAUAUAGUUUUCUGCUUAAAGAUAUAAAUUAAUAUUUUGAUCACGAUUAUGUUGGAAAUGUCUUCCUCACCAUUAAACGAGAAGUACAAGUUCAGGUGAGCCGUGGGAGGCUCUGGUCUGGUCCGCUGAAAGGAUAGAUGCAGAUCACUGCUUGGUUUUGAUGGAAUGCACAUAAGACUGUGGUCCAAAUAAUCAUGGCUGUGUUACCUUUAUCAUAGAUGAAGAAAUGCAUCGUGGCUUUUCACGUAACGUAGGAAUCAUUGAUGCAUCACAGCGAUCGCUUGUCAGGACAUGGAGCGAUGACUUGCUCACAGAAGUCAAAGCAGGGGCAGACACUAUCAGAGAACAGAAAAGUGACUUAAAAGGCUUUUGUAUUUUUAUUUUCCAUUUAAGACUGGCUGGUGACGUCUUUCUGUUUUGUACGAUUCAUUUUAAAUAUUGGACUGUUUGAAAAGGAAUUAUCAUUCCAUUUACAAAUUCUGUUCACAUAGGUCAUUUUCAUUCUCUCCAUAAUGUUUAACAUUUAAGCCCGUUGAAAGAUAUGGACCCACCAAAUUAAAAGCUUAAUAUCUUA